CUGUUUGUGUUUAUAGUACGAUUAGCAAUAGAUUUGUAAUAAAAAUUAGCACAAUCUUGACCUUCAUGAAUGGUUGAUAGUUGUAUAACAAGUAAAAUUGAUAGCACAUAUGCAUUUCGCAAAUUUUCUGAAAAUGUUAUCAGUUAGGUACCCAUAGGAAAAACUCGGUUUUCCUGGUGCGGUAUGUAUGGAGAAUUUAUCUAAAAGGAAUAAAAAGGGUUGUGUGACAGUAACUCAUCUCACUCAUGAGAACCCAGCUCUCUUUGUAGCAUAAGAGUCAAUUAUAUUAUAAUCUUCGGAUUUUCAUGAUUUUAGGAUGAAGUCUCUCAGUAUUAUUGUUGUUUGCCUCUUAUUCAAUACUUGUGCCAGUGAUCCAUUGCCAGCCAAUAGUCUACGGUUAGUUGUUGCAGUUUUUCGACAUGGUGAGCGUACACCUACCAGUACAUAUCCCAAUGACCCUCAUAAAAAUAAGGACUAUUAUCCCUUGGAGUGGGGUGCCUUGACCAAAAUAGGAAGAAAAAACCAGUAUGAGAUAGGAAAACUGCUGAGAACCAGGUACAAGUCAUUUUUGAGCGAAAUCUACUCUCCAAGGUUUAUGAAGGCUCAAACAACCGACAUUGACCGAACUAAGAUGAGCAUGCAGUUGGUGCAGGCUGGACUGUAUCCACCAAUAGAGACACAGAGAUGGAAAAAUGACUUGAACUGGCAGCCAAUACCCUACAAGCAUGAGCCAUUAUUUCAGGACAAGCUUCUACUUGUGACUAUACCUUGUUUCCGCUACUAUGAAGCGAUGAAAGAAAUCAUGGAAUUGGAAGAAGUGAAGCAAUUGAUAAAGAAAAAUGAGCCAACUUUUGAGUUUCUGACCAACAAGACAGGAAUGGAGGUGAAAAGUUUCAAUCAUUCGCUUUACAUCCAAGGAAUCCUAAGAGCUCAGGAAGACCUGAAUUUGAAACUUCCAAAUUGGACAGAAAAGGUUUAUCCAGAACCAUUGAAUCAAUUGGCUGCUAAAGCUCUCACUUUGAAUGCAUACACACCUGAAUUGAGAAGGAUUAAAGGAGGACCACUUUUGAAAACCAUUCUAGGGCAUUUGACUGAUAGAAGCAAGAAGUUGACAGCUAAAGGGAAUCAAUUGUACUUGUAUGCCGCUCAUGAUUUGACAAUUGCCCACCUUUUGAACGCACUGGGAGUGUGGAAAGAACAUGUUCCCGAUUAUAACUCAUUGAUUCUCAUGGAGUUGCACCAGUUGAAUCGAAAUGAAUCGUAUGGAGUCAAGAUAUUUUAUCGUAAGUCCGAAGAUCAUGAGCUUGAUGAACUCAAACCAUUUGGAUGUGGAGGAGUAUGUUCUCUACAGGAAAUUCAGCGAUUAACAAAAGAUGUGAUUCCAACUGAUUUGAUCGAGCAUUGCAAGCCAAGGGAUCCAAAAUUUGUAUCAACUUGAGAACAUUCAAACACUUUUGAGAAAAACAGCAUACAAAGUGUCAGACUGAACCAACCAUUUUGAUAAUUAAUUGUGUUGAUAAAAUAAGAUAUUUGAUGAUGUGGAAAUAAAAUUGAACUGAAUAAUUAUAAUGAAUAGCACUAAGAAUUACUGUAUAAUACUCUGUGAUAAUAAUAUUGUUGAAUUUAUUUUUGCGAGAAAUAUAAUGUAAUUGAACUAUUUUAACAUAUCUUGUUAACUUGCAAUAUGAAUAUUUCGUUUCUGUUGACUAUCCUUCAUUUCAUAAUAUCCUUCACAGUAUCCUAUUAUAAAUCAAUGUUUGGCAGCUGUAGGCUACCUAUUACCUAAUUCCACUUAUUCAUUUCAUUCGAACAUACAGUAAAACACAUACCUACGGUAACAUUCAUUGAUUUGUAAUUCUUGGGAUUUUUAAUUGUCUGUUUACUUAAAAACUUCUCCAUAUGAGAGAGAUUGUUUAUUUUGACGUUUCCAAUAGCAUUUUAAUGCUUUGAAGACAUAGAAAGUUAUUUCCUUCAUUGAUUGUUUCUUCAGGGGUAUCCACCGCCACUCCCAUAGCCCAUGGACGCAUCCCCCUGAAUUUAGAAAAAAUUCCUUCCCCAUACAAGAAAAAAUCGCCAUAGUCAUUUUAAACCAACCCCCUCUGUGGGUACCCCUAGAUUAUUUUACAGCUCUAAUGCCUUGCAGUUUUAACUAACACCUAAUACUAAAAUGUUUAUAGUAUAAACUUCUCUAAUAAUUUUGUCUGUGAUAAGGUGAAGUAAUUAGGCCUACUGUAAUGUAAAUGCAAUCACCUUACGUACCGUACAAUUUCUAGCAUUUUCUGCGUUUUCUCAAUUUUCAAAAAAUGAACAGAAAAUGUUCAAAUUCAGCACAGAAGUUCAGCUAACGUGUGGAAAUGUUGUACAGUACCAGAAAGGGCUUUCAAAUAUAACGCCAAAGAUACGCCGCCCAAAAUCAUUGGGUUUUCAGCAUUAUUCUGCUUGUUUCUUCAGAUUAUUCAAAAUCUAAUUGAAAGAAAAAGUUCAAAUGUAGUAAGUGGGUCAUUAUUGGCUUUGAAAUAACGUUAAUAUCUUCGUCUUUCUGCAUUUUUACAGCUUUUUCGAAAAAGAAAACAUUCUCAAAUUAAAAAUGCGGGCGAGGAAAGUGAGGCGAAGCCCUCUGGCUAGGUGGAUAAGGCGAGCGAAGCGAUCCAACCGGCUAGUAUUUUUUGACAAAGACACCAGUAUAGUCGCGCGUGAGCAAUUUACUCACAGAGAUGACACGUCAAUAAAUACGCCACAGUGAGUGUCAGGCAUAAGCCAUUCAUUUGUAGUCGUCAUUCAAUGUAUAAGCUUAGUAGAGAGUAUCAUAUCAGUGAUAGAGAGACAUAUCAGUGAGCCUCAUAGAGGACAGCUGCAGUGAGGAUUAUAUCGGCUAUUAAUCAGGAAUUAAGAAAUACUGUAGGCCUAUUUCCAAAGUAUUACAAAAAUAUCAUUUUGCUCAGGGUGCGAGUACUGGCGUGUUAAUAACGCAGCUCAAAAGAGGAGUGUGAGUUAAUUAUCAUCAUAAUUUUCAAAGUUGACUGUGAUUUGGAACUUGGGAUGAAGUGUCUCAGUAUCAUUGUUAUUGGUUUUUGCCUCCUGUUGAAUAAAUGUGCCGGUGAUCCAUCAGUGCCGGUGCACAGUCUUCGCUUGGUGGUUGCU
Messenger RNA from Nilaparvata lugens (brown planthopper), 3141 nucleotides. Its product is annotated as venom acid phosphatase Acph-1. Lineage: Eukaryota; Metazoa; Arthropoda; Insecta; Hemiptera; Delphacidae. Gene Ontology annotation, molecular function: phosphatase activity. The transcript has 7 exons. Bases 317 to 1438 code for a protein of 373 amino acids. Gene Ontology annotation, biological process: dephosphorylation. The record is from RefSeq and is a predicted model, not a curated record.